ACCGUAUUAUCCAUCCUCGCGCACCAUGCGCUAUUUUUAUCCGCCACCGACGCUGCUUGAAUGAGUUUUGUGACCCUCCCUUAUGUUUCUUUUAGCAGAUUGUCCCGGUAACAGCUGGAGAAAACGGGCGCGUGACACCGGACCUUGAGAUCGGUUUUCUUGUUUUAUUAAAGACUUAGAUUAAAAACAACAAACAAACAUAUUCUUAUAUACAACAGUACACGCGUGUAUGCAAGUGUUUUGUAUUUAGGUGAAGUUUUCCACACAGCUGUCACGGGACAGUAGCGCAUCAUCCCAGUCCACGUCUCUCCUAUGUCUAGGACGCACCGCAGCCGAGUUAGCGCAUAAACGCACUCGUUCAGCAGGAACCCGCGGGAAAUUGGAGCUUCCAGAGCUUGGGAUACGUCCUGCAGCACUCCCUCAUCAUCCAAGUAGCCUCCAGCAGUUUUCUUAGGACGAGGACACAACUUUGACGCGUUCCGGAGCGUCUCGGAGAUCAUGGAGACCAACCCUAUACCCGUCUUAACUAUUCAAACGACCCCCUUUGAUGACCAGAGGCCCGGCACUAACGGGCUGCGAAAGAAGACUUCUGUUUUUGAGAGCAAAAAGAACUAUUUACAGAAUUAUAUUCAAAGUGUUCUGUCCUCCAUCGACUUGAGGGACCGUCAAGGAUGUACCAUGGUUGUUGGCAGCGAUGGGAGAUACUUCAGCCGAGCCGCGAUCGAGGUUAUCGUACAGAUGGCGGCUGCCAAUGGGAUAGGACGGCUGGUGAUUGGACACAGCGGUAUCCUGUCCACGCCUGCAGUCUCCUGCAUCAUCAGGAAGAUAAAAGCAAUCGGUGGUAUCAUUCUCACUGCCAGUCACAGCCCAGGGGGACCGGCUGGAGACUUUGGCAUCAAAUUCAAUAUUGCUAAUGGAGGACCUUCUCCAGAUACAGUAAUGGAGAGGAUAUACCAGGUGAGCCGCACUCUGGAGGAGUAUGCCAUCUGUCCUGACCUGCAUAUUGAUCUCUCACGCCUGGGACGCCAGGACUUUGACCUGGAAAACAAGUUCAAGCCCUUUCGGGUUGAGAUUGUGGAUUCUGUUGAGAUCUACCUUAACAUGCUACGUGGGAUCUUUGAUUUUGGUGCCAUCAAGAGUCUACUGACGGGUCCAGAACAGCUAAAGAUCCGAAUCGAUGCGAUGAAUGGCGUGAUGGGCCCCUAUGUCAGGAGAAUCUUGUGCGAUGAGCUCGGGGCACCCGCAAACUCUGCUGUUAACUGUGUUCCCCUGGAGGAUUUUGGGGGCCAGCACCCCAACCCCAACCCCACGUUUGCGGUGUCGUUGGUGGAAUCCAUGAAGGGUGGAGAGUUUGGUUUUGGAGCAGCGUUUGAUGCAGAUGGCGACCGCUGUAUGAUUCUCGGUCAGAACGGCUUUUUCGUGAACCCAUCUGACUCACUGGCAGUGAUGGCUGCCAACCUGUCCUGCAUCCCUUAUUUCAGACAGGCGGGCAUACGUGGCCUAGCCCGAAGCAUGCCCACCAGCAUGGCCCUGGACAGAGUGGCCAAAGCCAUGAAAGUGGCACUGUAUGAAACUCCUGCAGGCUGGAGGUUCUUUGGGAACCUGAUGGACUCCGGCAGGUGCUCCUUCUGUGGAGAGGAAAGCUUUGGAACAGGUUCGGACCAUAUCCGUGAAAAAGAUGGCCUGUGGGCGGUGCUAGUGUGGCUGUCAGUCAUAUCCGUGCGAAAGCAGGGAGUUGAAGAGAUAGUGAAGGACCACUGGGUCAAAUUUGGCCGAAAUUACUACUGCAGGUUUGAUUACGAAGGCGUAGAUCCCAGGGCAGCAUAUUACCUCAUGCGAGAUCUGGAGGCGGUGAUCACAGACAAGGCCUUCAUCAGUCAGAAGUUUGCUGUGGGAAACAAUGUCUACAGCGUGGAGAAAACCGACAACUUUGAGUACAUUGACCCGGUGGAUGGCAGUGUUUCGCGAAACCAGGGACUAAGGAUCGUGUUCACAGACUCGUCCCGCAUCAUAUUCCGGCUGAGUGGUUCUGGGGUCGGAGUGGGAGCCACUAUCCGUAUUUACGCUGAGAGUUACGAGAGAGAUCCAGAAAGACACAGCAGGGAAACGCAGGUUGUGCUGGGGCCUCUUAUUGCCAUUGCUCUGAAGAUCUCGGACAUCCACGAGCGGACCAGCCGCCGGGGCCCCACUGUGAUCACCUGAGAUGGGUGCGGUGAUGCAUGCUGGGGGCCCAAACCCCGAGACGGUCUUCUUCUGGGACCCAGUCUCCACAUCUUCACAACCUAGCCGUCACUUUCCCCAUGCUGCAGACACGACUCUACAACUCUCGCAUGGCACAACUUCUCACUGGCAUAUAUACACUGUUUAUGGGUUUUGCUGCUGUUUUGCAGACUAAACACUAUCCCUAUCCCUCGUCCUGCUUUUCUUUCCCUUCAUCCAUUUUCCCUCUCUCUUUCUUUCUCACUCACUCUGCCUCUCCCUCUCUGCUCCUCGCAGUCUCACAGAGAGCCGUUGUUCUUCUAUUGGGGGGCUCUGUUUAAAGCUUGACUUCUGUUGCACACUUACAUAGGCUAUAUGAGCCACACGUAAAAAACCAGGAGCAGAAUGAUAUGUGCAUUUUAUUACCCAUAAUGCCACAUUCACACUGCAUUUUUUGUUUGCAUGACCACCCAAUAUUCUGGGGAUGUUGAACGCAGUGGGGGGAAGAAUAUAUUCUUUGGUUUUUAAGAUGACUGUUUAUAGAUGUUUAUAUAUAAACAUUUGUCAUUAUUGCACUUGAACACUUCCUGCUGUUGCAUAUAAAUGUAAUAACACAUAAACAUUUACUAUUAUUGCAUAUAAACAUUUACUAUGGAAGAGUGUUCCUUGCGGAUGCUUAGCACGUUGCUGGCUGUGUGUGCUUUCUUCUGGAGCGCUGACCAUGGUCUCCCCAUUCCCAGUGUGUUGUUUGGUUUCACAGCAAAUGGCAAGGCCAAACUUUAUUGUUCCAGAACAUCACAGAGUGCAUUUUGUUUGAAAGUGCCAGUUUAUACAAAUGUCUAAAACACCAGUGGAGGGAGAGUUUGUAAUCUGUAGAUCAUGCAGUGUGAAUGGGGCAUUUGAUAAUGAUAUGCACAGCUGCAGGCUAUAGAAUGGAUGGGUUGUAAUCAUUUAAGGUCAGUAUUUCGGCAUAUAUCAGUAUGGGGUCACUGCAGUGUUAAAGAAAAAUGCACUCAAUACCAACAACAAUACGAGGGAGCAAUUUUUUCACCCACUUCGUGAUAUGAAAAAUAUUUUAGGAGUAUAAUUCAAGAAACCUUGCAAAAUGUAGAAUUAAGAUCCAACAUGCAAAGUGUUAUCUUUGAAGCAUGUUUUUUGUUGAUGUUAUAUUACAGCUUAUGACUUGCUAACAUUGGUUUUGUUUUGCAAGUCUUUCAGAAGGCUAUCAGUACCACUUUUUGAAAUGUGAAAUAUUGAUCUUUCCUUUAGAUUAAGAAGAAAUGACAACCAGAAAUAAAUGCAGCUUUUGAAUCAGUUAUAAAUUUAAGAAUAAUAAAAAGCAAAUAGCAAAA
Molecule: messenger RNA, 3551 nt
Organism: Electrophorus electricus (electric eel)
Lineage: Eukaryota; Metazoa; Chordata; Actinopteri; Gymnotiformes; Gymnotidae
Gene: pgm5
Product: phosphoglucomutase 5
Biological process (GO): carbohydrate metabolic process; striated muscle tissue development; myofibril assembly
Cellular component (GO): sarcolemma; cytosol; cell-substrate junction
Molecular function (GO): phosphoglucomutase activity
Source: RefSeq, a predicted model, not a curated record